Molecule: messenger RNA, 705 nt
Organism: Oppia nitens
Lineage: Eukaryota; Metazoa; Arthropoda; Arachnida; Sarcoptiformes; Oppiidae
Exons: 2
Coding region: 88-705 (205 amino acids)
Source: RefSeq, a predicted model, not a curated record
CAACCGAUUAGGAAUUGUAACAAAUAUUUAUUAUCACUAUUUUUUCAUCAAUUGAUUAUUCAAACAAAAAAAGUGAUUAUCAAUUGUAUGAUCCAUCGGAACGUCAUGUCAUUGAUUGUAUCGUCGGUAUUGUUGUUGAUGUUAUUGUUAUCAAUAACUUCUAUGGGAUGGUCGGUAUCGGCGACGACGGCAACUCAUGUGAGUCUACAACAUCAACAACAACCACAACAUCAUCAUCAGCGCCAACACCACAGUCAUCACCAAUUGGUUCGGCGACAGGUUAUGACAGCCGAGUGUAAUCAGACCGCAGAAAAAGUGGGCAAAUGUUUUCAGAAGAGAUGGCGUCUUAUGUAUAAUCAAUGGGAAUCAGAGACAGUCAAUCCAAAUGGCUGUUGUUUUAUACUGGAAGUCCACUGUGCAUUCAAACCGUGGAUCAAACAGUGUCUGAACAGUACAGCAGAGGAUCAGUAUAACAAAGAAAUGAAAAAGUGUAGCGACAAUGGAUUUACGGCCAACGAUGCCAACUGUAUGGCAUUGAAUCCCAAUGAAUCAGUUGACAAAUGUAAAGAGUUUUCCCAAUGUUUUCUGGUCAGACCUAUUAGCAGUUCCUCAGCAACACUUGGACUACCAUUACUAUUGAUUUCUGUUAUCGACGUUAUUGUCAUCAUUGUUGUUGUUAUCUCAUCGUCGGUUACUGUCUAUUGA